AUGGGACCGGUGACACAGUUGAGGAGCUGGCGCAAUCAUCUUGCGACGAUAUUCAGCAGGAACAUGAUCUUUAUAUGCAGCUUGAUGAAGAGAGUGUUUAUGAAACUUCUGAUGAGCAAGGACCAUACGAAAUGGAAAAGUCUUCAGAUGUUUCUCAAAAUUUGCGAGUCACUCCAGAUCAGAAUCAUAGCUGGCAGGAAGAAGAUGAUGUUGUAG
Molecule: messenger RNA, 216 nt
Organism: Cooperia oncophora
Lineage: Eukaryota; Metazoa; Nematoda; Chromadorea; Rhabditida; Trichostrongylidae
Source: the annotation of a GenBank genome assembly